Messenger RNA from Naegleria lovaniensis, 579 nucleotides. RefSeq lists its product as uncharacterized. Bases 1 to 579 code for a protein of 192 amino acids. Gene Ontology annotation, molecular function: acyltransferase activity, transferring groups other than amino-acyl groups. Lineage: Eukaryota; Heterolobosea; Eutetramitea; Acrasida; Naegleriidae. The record is from RefSeq and is a predicted model, not a curated record. The transcript has a single exon.
AUGUCUGCAGAUAGUGUGAGAGUUUCACUCGUAACAACAACGGAGGCUUUCCAACAAGUCAUGACGGUUCGGAGAGAAGUCUUUGUAGAGGAGCAACAAAUUGAUUCAUCUUUGGAAUUUGAUGCCAAUGAUACCAAGUUUUCCGAACAAUUGAAUUCAUCAUCUUAUCAAGAUGAUAUUCAAACAAAUUUCAUGAGAUAUUAUCUUGCUGAAUUGGUCCACCAAACCGAAGCUCCAUCAGAAAGUUCCUCCUCCACAUCAAUACAAACAAAGGUUGGAGGAACUUGUAGAGCUCGGAAGACUGGAGAAAAUUCAUGGAAAAUUGAACGUUUUGCAGUAUUGAAGAAUUUACGUGGUUUUGGUAUGGGUCGGAAAUUAUUGAGAUUUGUAUUGUUGGAUUUGGGUGUGAAACAACAAGACAAACCAAAAAUCUAUUUGCACGCACAACUUUCAGCUGUCCCGUUCUAUCAAAAAUGCAUUUUCGAGGAAGAAGGAUUGAAAGGAAGAUUUUUAAUUGUGGGAGACCAAUUUGAGGAAGCUUCCAUACCACAUUGUAAAAUGGAAUGGCAAUGGGAGUGA